AGCGAGGGAAGGAGGAAGGGCAGGCGGCGCUGGGCUUCGGCCCCAUCCAGGGGGAUCCAAGCCGGCGAUGGCUCGGGAGGAGGGCGGCGGAGCCUCGAACACCCGCCUAAAGGGUGGCACGAGGCCGCGGCGGAGCCCGGCGCGCAGGUGCCCGCGGCCGCUGGGGAAGUCGCCGGCGGCAGCGGGCGAUGCGUUGGCCCGGGAGCCCCCCACCUCCAUCCCGCCCGCGGCUCGCCUCGCCUCGCCUCGCCGGUGCCGCUCCAUCCUCGGGAUUCGGUCAGAACCUAACGACCUACACACGCGGCGCCUGCCCAAGCGCGAAGGGGAUGCCCGAUCUCACCUUAGGAGCGGGCGCCACGCCGCUAGGAGGCAGCUGGGGGUGCAGGGAGACGCCGAGGCGAGCACCGCCGCCGCCGCCGGAGACCAAGGACUAGCAAGGAGUCUGCCUGCGGGCGCGCUGCCUCCACGGCCUUCGCCCCACCCCCUUUCCCCGCAGGAUUUUGCGCCGGAGCUUGCAGUCUCCGCGCGCGCUGGCCGGGAGGGCGACGGGAGGGGCGGAGCGCUCCCGCGGGGGCGUAUCCGAGCGCUGGUUCGUUUGAUUGCCACAUACCUGUCCAAUAGGGGCUACGAACACGCCAAUCUGCACUUUGACGGACUUUCCUUCUAUCCAGUAGUAAUGGGGAGGCGGGGCAAGUGGGUGUGUCUUUUCGUUGCCGCCCUUCUGGCAAACCGGAACGUAAGGAAAGAUCGGUUGAUUUGCACUGGCGGCCAAACGGUCCAAUGAGCGCAGGCAGAGGGGCCUCUGGACGCAGAUUGGCGUCCUCUCUAACCUAUAGGGAGCCCCCAGGGGCGAUGAGAGCCGGCCCCGGAUGUGGGCGCGGCCCCGAGCUAGAAGUGAGAAAACCUCUACCGCGGUCGUUUGGAGAGCGGAACUGGGAUCUCUUUCUUGGUUAUCAUGUGACGGGUCCUGGAUUUAAUGGGGGGAAAAGUGUGGAAUAGGCCAAGGAUCCACACUGGCGAAUCCCCCGAUCUUCCCGUCCCUCUUCGGUCUCCGGCCGGCGGCGCAGCCAGGGUGUAUUUCCCAUUUUUCGACGCUGCAACAGCCUCUUUAAAGUGUUUAAAUGAGAAUGUCCUUGGCUCAGAGAGUACUGCUCACCUGGCUUUUCACAUUACUCUUCUUGAUCAUGUUGGUGUUGAAACUGGAUGAGAAGGCACCUUGGAACUGGUUCCUUAUAUUUAUUCCAGUCUGGAUAUUUGAUACUAUUCUUCUGGUUAUGCUGAUUGUGAAAAUGGCUGGGCGAUGUAAGUCUGGCUUUGACCCUCGACAUGGAUCACACAGUAUUAAAAAAAAAACCUGGUACCUCAUUGCAAUGUUACUUAAAUUAGCCUUCUGCCUUGCACUCUGUGCUAAACUGGAACAGUUUACUACCAUGAAUCUGUCCUAUGUCUUCAUUCCUUUGUGGACCCUACUGGCUGGGGCUUUAAUAGAGCUUGGCUAUAACGUCUUUUUUGUGAGAGACUGACUUCUAAGGACAUCGUCUUAUUGCUGUUCAACAAGCUGUCAUUAAAGCGUUCUGAAUCUUUGCAAGCUUGAAGAAUACCGAGGAAAAUACCAAAUGUAGUUUUAUACUGCUUCCAUAAAGUAGUCUUGGUAAAUCAUGGACUUCCAGCCAAUCCAAAGCUUCAUUAUUCAAUAUUUGAGUUGUUAAUAUCUUUAUUUCUAUUUAAAUAAAGUUUGUUUUGGACCUU
Molecule: messenger RNA, 1749 nt
Organism: Pipistrellus kuhlii (Kuhl's pipistrelle)
Lineage: Eukaryota; Metazoa; Chordata; Mammalia; Chiroptera; Vespertilionidae
Gene: TMEM60
Product: transmembrane protein 60
Exons: 2
Coding region: 68-784 (238 amino acids)
Source: RefSeq, a predicted model, not a curated record